GCAGAACCCCUAGAGCCCUGGCCCAGCGCUGUGUUCGCAACAUGUCAGCCCCCGGGGCCCGGGUCGCCGCCUUGGAUCAGGGGCCUGGGGUCCGCAGGAGAGCGUGGGCCGAGCUGCUGGAGGGAAGGGUCGAGAGGCAGAAACUGAGUCUGGAAGGGGAGCAGAAGGUGAGAGAGUCAGCCGUGCGCCUCCUGAGAAGCCAUCUAAACCUGAGUGACCUCAUUCUGGAGGUAGAAGGUCCUCCCUGUGACCAGCUGUGUCUCCGCCAGUUGAUUGAUUGUGAUGGUCCUGACGCCCACACUGACCUUUCUAGUUCAUUGAUAGGCUCUGCUUUGCGGGAUCAAGCCACACGGCUGGGCAUCCCAGCAGCUGUCCUGUCCAGCCAGGUGGUGGCAUCUGGCCUCAUGCGGAUCUGUGAGACAGACACGAGGCCCCCUCCGAAGGUGCUGCUGACACCAGAGCAGAGGAAGAAACUGUCAUCCUUGUUGGAGAUCGCUCAGAACUUGUUAGCACGGAGCAUGUUCUCCCGUCUCUACUUCUGUCAAGAAUUAUGGAAAGCACGGAAUUCUUUGCUGCUUGAAGCUGUGUGGCGUCUUCAUGUUCAGAACGUUGUAAGCAUCCCAGAGCUGCUGGAAAGCCACGCCGACACCCAGGCUGUGGUGGUCUGGCUCUGCAAGGACCUGGGCCUGCUGUGUGAGCAGAUAGAGGCGCCCUGUCAGCACGCUGAGGUCGCCAGGGCUGUGCUUGCCGAUCUUGUGCAAAUGUUUGUUUUGAGGGGAUUCCAGAAAAGCGAGGGUAUGAGGGGAGACGGGGCACCAGCACAGAUGGCCCAGAUCGCCACGGCUGUUCUUGAGCGGAUGCUGGCUUCCACUCUCGAAGCUAUGGCAGCUGGCCUUCAGGAGGGAUCCCCAGGAUACAAGGCAGGGAGCUGCUGGUUCGGUGUGUUCAGUGGACCCAUGUACCAGAGUAUACUUUCAGCAGAGACUCUGAAGAAGUGGUUCUGUCAUACUCUAACUCAGAUCCUCACCCACAAGCCUGUGCUAAAAGUUUCUGAUGCCGUUCAGAUGCAGAGAGAGUGGAGCUUUGCAAGGACCCCCACUCUCCUCAGUGGCCUGUACCGCAGGCUCUUUGUGAUCCUGAGCCCAGAAGAGCUGGUGGGCCACUUACAAGAUGUUCUGGAGACACAGGAAGUAAACUGGAGGCACGUGCUGUCCUGUGUGUCCACGCUGGUCAUCUGCCUCCCGGAUGCACAGCAGCUGGUUAAUGGUUGGGUGACCCGUCUGCUGGCACGUGCGUUCGAGAGCUGGGACUUGGACAGCAUGGUCUUGGCGUUCCUGGUCGUGCGGCAGGCCGCGCUGGAGGGCCCAGCUGUCUUCCCGUCCUACGCUACCUGGUUCCAGGCCACUUUCGGCAGCACUAGGGGCGUCCACAGCUGCAGCAAGAAGGCGCUGGUCUUCCUCUUCAAGUUCCUGUCCGACCUCGUGCCCUUCGAGGUCCCCCGGUACCUGCAGGUGCAUAUUCUCCACCCACCCCUGGUCCCUGGCAAGUACCGCGCCCUCCUCACCGAUUAUGUGGCACUGGCCAAGACGCGCCUGGCUGACCUCAAAGUUUCUAUAGAAAACAUGGGGCUCUAUGAGGACUUGUCUUCUGCUGAAGACAUCACGCAGCCCCAGAGCCAGGCAUCCCAGGAUGUCGAGAAGGCACUCACGGUGUUUGAACACACAGGGAAGGUUCCCGUUGCCAUCCUAGAGGCCAGCAUAUUCCGGAGGUCCUAUUACCUGUCCCACUUCCUCCCUGCGCUGCUCACACCACGAGUGCUCCCAAGAGCCCCUGAUUCCCGCGAGGCUCUUAUUGAGUCCCUGAGGAGAGCGGAUAAAAUUCCCCCAGCCCUGUACUCCACCUACCGCCAAGCCUGUUCCACUGCUGGACAGAAGCAGCCAGAAGAUGCAGCCCAGGGAGGGGAGGUGGAGCCCAGCUGUGCAGAGGAGCCACUGGACCUGCUCACGGCUGCCCUGCAGAAGCUCAGGGCCUCUAUGACGGACCCCACGCAGCAUGAUGUGCUAUCAGCUCAGGUGGCCAUGGUCUCCGAGAGGCUCCACUCUGUCCUGGGCCUCAGCGAGGAUGUCGGCAGUGACGAAGAGGCCCCGGUGCAGCUCAGCAUCCAGGCUCCUGAGCUGCAGCCGAGGGAGCAGAGGGUGGUGGACCUCCUGCUGACGUCUUUUUGUCAGAACCUCAUGGCAGCCUCCAGCGUCGGCCCACCGGACAGGCAGGGCCCCUGGGCCACCCACUUUGUGAGGGCCCUGUGUGGACGCAGAUUCCUGCCAGCCGUGCUCACCAGGCUCUGCCAGCUGCUCCGUCACCAGGGCCCAAGCCUGAGUGCCUCACACGUGCUGGGCUUGGCUGUGCUGGCUGUUCACCUGGGUGAGUCCAAGUCUGCGCUCCCCAAGGUGCAUGUGGGCCCCCCCGCCUCUGCCAGGGGCCUGCCCAUCCCCGAGUUCAUCGACAGCCUCCUGCCCUGCGCAGCCCAGCAGGCCUCGACGCUGUGUCUGAAAUUUUCUACAGCAGCAAUUUCUUACUCCUUGUGUAAGUUUUCCCAGUCACAUGAGCUUCUGCACAGCUGUCUGUCUCCUGGCCUUAUAAAAAAGUUCCAGUUCAUCAUGUUCAGAUGGUUCCCAGAAGCCCGAGACCUCCCGUCUCAGGAGGACCCGGCUAGCCCACCCUGGAGGCCCCUGUGCCUGCCCUCCGUGGACUGGCGGAGAGCUGCCCUCUGCCUGUGGAAGCAAAGAGCCCUGCAGGAACUGCUGAAGCAGGAGGGGCUCCAGUUGACUUAUAGAGACUGGUUACAGCUGGAAAUAGAAAUUCAGCCUGAAGUUGAUUCUCUUUCAGAUACAGAAAGGCAGGACUUCCAGCAGUGGGCCAUCCACCAGCACUUCCUCCCCAUGCCCUCUGCUGCCGGUGGCUGCGAUGGAGACCUGGAAGCCGCUUGCACUACCCUGGUCCACGUGCUUAUGGACUUCUGCCAAAGUUCGAGGAAUUAUCAUCACUCAAAGAAUUCUGAUUUGGUUUUCGGUGGCUGCAAAGGAAAUCGGGACAUUUUUUCCAGAUUGCAGGAGAUGUGUGCUGACCUGGAACAGGGCCCUGCACCCCUCGGCCACGCUGCUUCCCGCAAACACUUUCUCUUUGGAGUUUUCCACAGACGCCUUCAGGCACUGGCUCACGGGUGGGAUGUGGCCAGCCGCCUCCAGAGACAGCGGGAGCUGCUCACGUGCAAACGCACCCUCCUCGGCCUGCCCGCCUCCAUGCUGGUCAGCAGCCCCUGUGUGGAGCAGCCGGCCACCCCCAGCUGUGCCGAUUUCUUCCACUUGGUCAACUCAGAAUUGAGGAACUUCUCCCACGAUGGUGCCCUCACCCACGACAUCACUGCCCACUUCUUCAGGGGUCUCCUCAACGCCUGUGCACGAAGCAGAGACCCAUCCCUGGCAGCUGACUUGGCCCUGACCGCCUGCCAGACCCAGUGCCCCCUGCUGCUCACUUCUGCUCUGCUGUGGUGGUCGAGCCUGGAGCCCGAGCUGCACUGCCGGUGGAGGAGGUGGUCCCGGAGCCCGCUGCCUGCAGAGCUGCAGAAGCUGCAGGAGGCCCACCUCUUCGCUGAGAGCGUCUCCUCCCCCCUCACACCAUCCCCUGCACCCGGCCCGUCCUGGCUCUGUGCGGCUGCCCUGCACUUUGUGAUUCAACGGGCCAGGAAGGAGAGCAUCUGGCAGGAGCUGGGGAAGCUGGAUGGCCAAGGAGAGGAGCUGUUUGUUUCCCUGUUUUUCUUUUCCUUGAUGGGCCUGCUCUCUUCAUAUCUGAUUCCACAGGCUGUUAGCUCCCUGAAGGCUCUGGACAUCUGUGCGGAGAUCUUGGGGUGUCUGCAGAGGAGGAGGAUUUCCUGGCUGCUCGUCUUUCAGCUGACGGAGGCGGAUGUCCCCCUGGGGCGCACCCUCCUCGGCCUGGCCCCCGACCACCAGGUCAGGCUGCUGCCGGUCGCCUUCUACAGCCUCCUUCCCUACUUUGACAAGGAUGCCCUCCUCACAGAAGAUGCCUUCCUGCACGUUGCUCUCAACAUGUACCUGAAGCUUGUUGGCCUCUUUGUGGCCGGGGAAACCGGUGCAGUCUGGACUGAGGCCCGUGGUGGGGAGCUCCCGACCCAGGGCGACCCCGUAAGCCUGAUAACAAACGCCCGUCUCUUUCUGCUGCAAUUGAUACCUCGGUGCCCAGAAAGGAGCUUCUUGCAUGUGGCAGAGCUGCUGGAUGUGAGUGAAGAUUGUGACCCGGAAGUGAGUGCUGCCCUCCUGAGCAGGCGGCAGGCUGUGCUGGACCCUGCUAUCUCCCAGGAGCCCCAGCUCUUCUGACCCGAUCUGCACAGGGCACUGCCCAGCUCCUCGGAGAAGAAACUGCUGGUCCCAGAGCAGAGGCCACAAGACCCUGCAAGCCGUGGACUGAACCAUCACCACCCAGCACGCAUAGUGGGGGUGCAUCAGGAUACCACUCUGCCCACAGGCCUGAAGCUCAGUCACCACCCC
Messenger RNA from Dama dama (fallow deer), 4562 nucleotides. It is a transcript of the gene FANCA, whose product is annotated as FA complementation group A. Gene Ontology annotation, cellular component: Fanconi anaemia nuclear complex. Bases 42 to 4391 code for a protein of 1449 amino acids. Gene Ontology annotation, biological process: regulation of regulatory T cell differentiation; interstrand cross-link repair. NCBI's taxonomy places the organism in Eukaryota, Metazoa, Chordata, Mammalia, Artiodactyla, Cervidae. The record is from RefSeq and is a predicted model, not a curated record. The transcript has 44 exons.